GUGUAAUUUGUCAGAGUGUAUGGAGAUCUGUAUUAUUAUCUAUCAUAUUCAGGGAAGUAAGAGAUUGAUUAAAACAGCAACGUGCUGAAGAGUCUUCCAUUGAACCUGCAUCACAGCAUCAGUAGCCUUCCCAAGGAGAAAGAUGAAGACGGUUCCCGUGGCAUUGUUGGUUGCUUUAAUUGUUGUUGUUGAAGUCCCUUUCGGACAUUCAUUUCCAUCGGCAGUUCCUUCCUUUCUUUGGUCACCGCAUCAUUAUGGAGUUGCCUCAAGUGAAGCUGUCAAUUACAGAACCCUUUCACUGAAGGAUUUAGUCAAGUCCGUUAUGGCUGAGGGUGGUUGGUCGGACUUGCUGUGCUCAGGAAAAGAAGGUGGACAGCAUCUGGAUCUUGCACUUGUUUUUGUUGGGAAAGAGUUGCAAUCUGUGGAUAUUUCUAGACCCAAAAAUGCCAAUUCGGAGCUUGUGGACUUGCUGAAGGCCUCUGUUGCAAAGUCCAAUUUUUCUUUGGCAUUCCCCUACAUUGAUGCAUCAGAGGAGAGAGAAUCAGUGGAAAGCUCCUUGAUUUCAGAAUUUACAAACACGUGUGGGCAUGGUCUUGAGGCCAGCAACAUUGCUUUCUCGCAAUCAUGCUCUGUAGAGGGUGGAAGUUUUGAGAAACUCACUGAUGUCCACUCAGUUCAGAACUAUCUGCUAUCAAGGAUCACUAAACAAUCCAAGGGGCAGCCAAAUUUGAUUGUUCUAUGUGAUCAAGGUCACCGUACUCUGGGAGGAGCUGAAGAUCAAACAUCUGAAGGACAAGUUUUAUCUCAACUACUCAGUUAUGUGGAGAAUCUGGGAGCAAAAUACACCGCACUCUAUGUGUCAGAUCCUUUUAGGUCAAUUCAGUUCCCCUCUCAUAGGGAAGUAGAAAGGUUUCUUGCUGAAGGUACUGGAAAUAAAUCAGUCGAUGGCUGUGAUGGAGUUUGCCGAAUUAAAUCCUCAUUUUUGGAGGGCAUAUUUGUGGCAAUUGUCUUGCUUAUAAUUUUGAUAUCUGGCCUUUGCUGCAUGAUGGGAAUUGAUACUCCCACAAGGUUUGAGGCCCCUACAGAUUAGAGCUUGUGCAAGAUAAAUUCAUAUUCUGAGUUGCUUUGAUUGCAGUAAUGUGAAUGGAUCUUUAUGGUAUGCAUAAGCCUGUAAUUUUUGUUUAUUUGUCAUACAACACUCGCUUGUAUCAGCAGUAUAGAGAGU
Messenger RNA from Solanum verrucosum, 1225 nucleotides. RefSeq lists its product as uncharacterized. Bases 143 to 1090 code for a protein of 315 amino acids. The record is from RefSeq and is a predicted model, not a curated record. The transcript is spliced from 9 exons. Lineage: Eukaryota; Viridiplantae; Streptophyta; Magnoliopsida; Solanales; Solanaceae.